This is a messenger RNA of Corticium candelabrum, 1884 nucleotides long. RefSeq names its product protein naked cuticle homolog 2-like. Bases 576 to 1679 code for a protein of 367 amino acids. The transcript has a single exon. NCBI's taxonomy places the organism in Eukaryota, Metazoa, Porifera, Homoscleromorpha, Homosclerophorida, Plakinidae. The record is from RefSeq and is a predicted model, not a curated record.
UGCCGUAUAAUAAGAACAGUAGUCGAGUUCGUAACAACUUCAGUUAUCCAACAUUUUCACUUAGCCAACAGGGGUCUGGUCCCAAGGGGGUUGGAUGAGUGACACGUGACUGUACUUGGUGACUCCUCAGUUAUGCACUUGGCCAUUGAUACCGUCUAAGGCUUCAUGCUAGCUAUGUCAAAGUUGGGUGGGCUUUGGAAAACGAUGUUUAUCUCAGAGUUAUGGAGUCACAGACUAGGCUGUUGUUUUAUUAGUGUAAUAUGCUGAGCAUUUUCAGUUUUAUACAGCCAUAGAUUUAUGCUUGCAAGUCUUCUUCACUACUCGGCCUCAAUACAUGAGGGUGUAAGAUUGAUUUAAUACAUGAGCCUCACGCCAAAUGUGAAGAGACUUGGUUGAUCUGAUCUUUACUGGUUUCACAUUGUAGUAUUUGUACACAUUGGUCUGGCUUGUAAUGUAAUAGAUGUUUUAGUUGUUUCUGUCAUAUCAAGUCAGCAUAGUAACGCAAUCUGUUGUGUCUAGUUGAAUUACCUCCAGUAGAAAAUGAGGAAAAGGUGUUAGCUGCCAAGAAUGAAUCGAUGUGCAAGCAGGAGUUACAAUCUCCAAGCAAGAAUGAAGAACAAGCUGGUAGCAUGGCAGUGAGAGGUAAUCAGAUUGAGAAGAGGAGGAAGAAAGAGAGUCACAAGAAGCGGUUGAGUCAUUCAGGCAGGGGAUUAGUCAAAUGUGAGGAGUUGUCGUGUAGUGUGUCUGUUCGUUCAAAACAAAUACCGUCAGGUGGUCACAAAUUGCAGUGGGUGUUCAAAUUAUAUGAUAUGGAAUCAUCUAGAAGCUUAGAUGAACGUGAAGUUCCUACAUUGAUGAAGAGUGUAUGUGACAUGCUAAGUGCACAAGUGGAGAGGUCACGAGUACCACCUGCACACAAGAGAUUUAAGGUGCGGCUAAAUAUCAUGCAGCAUCAGUCAAGACUAAAGCCAGUCAGGUCUUCUAACAGUCGAUUUGUAUUGAGGAAAAUGAGGAAGUCAGAAACUGUGACGUGUCACUCUCAUGGUGAUGAAUGUACAUCUUGUGCUACAUAUGCAGCUAGUGAUGAACAGAGUCUUUGUUUAACUGAGAGAAGAUUGCGUCAAGUUGAAAAUAAAGAGAGUGAAUUGCGAGAUGACGAUCUACGUAAGCAGAUCAGCGUGAGACAGCGCAGGCGAAUAGGACACGGCAACGGUUCUUCAUCGAAUCCUGAACUACGAUCUCGGUGUCAUCAGAAAUCAAGUAGAAGACGAAGUCUUAAUGGAGAUCAAUCAAGAGAUAAUUCACAGUCAGCUAGCAAGAAAACUGGCAACAAGCAUGACAGAAGACGGUCAUCUUUACCAUCUAAUUCAUUGCCUGGUGUAUCUACUGAUGAAGUGGUAGUCCAAACAACAAAGAAACAAUUUCCUCUAGCUUCACCUGUAAAGCUAAGACAUCAGGGACGUGGAGGGAGCAAGAGACAUUCGUGUCAUGCAGCUUUUAUUGCUGAAAAUAUAUGUCACAGGAAAAGUGAAGUGAUGUCGGAAAAGUUGUAUGAAAAGGUACAGACUGUGACGAAACAAGAAGUAGUACCGUCUUCUGAUAGUUCUGAGUCAGUUGUGCAUCAUCAUCACCAUCAUGAACAUCACCAUCACCACUAUCAUGUAUAUCAUCAACUUUAGGAAAGCCAUGUGGUAGAGCUAUUUACUUUAGUCAGGAAAUGUGUAUACGAGGUGAAAUUGUAUAUGAUUUAGUGGUAUAUAGUUCUUCAUUUAUACAAAAUAGUGACUGGAAAAUGAUGUGCUUGCAUUAGUUAGUUGCACAGUGUAGAAGGUGACUACUGCAGUGCUUUAGAGUUAGAAAAUAAUGAAUUGAAUUUGACACAUA